AUGAAACUCAUUGUCGCCGGGUCAUCGGGUUACGUGGCCGCUGAGGUCAUCCGUCAGGCCCUGUCAAACCCAGCCAUCACCUCCGUGGUGGGUCUAGGCCGGCGCGCAACCCCGGAGCCACAGAACCUCGAGCCUACGGCCAACAUCGCAAAGUUCAAGUCCGUUAUUCUGAAGGACUUUGGCGCCGAAUAUCCCGAUGACGUGAGGAAAGAGUUUGCCGAGGCCGAUGCCUGCAUCUGGACAAUCGGACUGGUCCCAAACAAGGCGAUGUCAACGUCUCUGGAAGAGGCGGGCAAAAUCUGCCGCGACUACCCCGUCCGGGCCGUCGAAACCAUUUCCAAGCUCCGCCAAGCUGCCCCUGAAAGCGAGGCGAAGAAAACUCCCUGUCGCUUUCUCUACAUCAGCGGCAGCGCCGCUGAGCGUGACCAGACCAAGAAGCCGCUUAUUCUAGGAGCAUAUCUCCUAAUCCGUGGCCAAGCAGAAACAGGCGUCCUGAAGGCAGCCGAAGCCUCCAACGGCACGGUGCAGGCGGGUAUUUCCAGGCCGGGCCUCAUCACGGCGAACAGCGGGGUGGUGCCGGUAUUGCAGCGCGGUGUGAUGGCGACGUUUCGACAACCUCAUGUAAGGCUCAGCGAGAUCACGGCUACGCUGUUGCAUCAGGCUGUUGAAGGGGUUGAGAACGAUACGCUGCAGAAUGGGGACCUGGUGAAGAUUGGGCAGAAGGUUUUAGGGCAGAAGAAGUAG
This is a messenger RNA of Dichotomopilus funicola, 744 nucleotides long. RefSeq names its product protein FMP52, mitochondrial. Bases 1 to 744 code for a protein of 247 amino acids. The transcript is spliced from 3 exons. Lineage: Eukaryota; Fungi; Ascomycota; Sordariomycetes; Sordariales; Chaetomiaceae. The record is from RefSeq and is a predicted model, not a curated record.